Messenger RNA from Penicillium subrubescens, 2150 nucleotides. RefSeq names its product glycoside hydrolase family 18 protein. The transcript is spliced from 4 exons. The coding region runs from base 1011 to 2102 and encodes 363 amino acids. Lineage: Eukaryota; Fungi; Ascomycota; Eurotiomycetes; Eurotiales; Aspergillaceae. Gene Ontology annotation, molecular function: chitinase activity; chitin binding. Gene Ontology annotation, cellular component: extracellular region. Gene Ontology annotation, biological process: chitin catabolic process; carbohydrate metabolic process. The record is from RefSeq and is a predicted model, not a curated record.
GUCAUCUCCACGAAAUAACGCAGGUUGUGAGAAAUAAAGGUUGCGAAGUACGUAGUUUGCCCCGGGAGGUCGGAGGUUGCCUGCGCGCAUUUGGCGCGUCCGCGCAAGAUCGAGGUACAAGUCCAGGCCAAGUCCAGGCUAAGUCGAGAAGUUGAGGAACUGGGUUUGCGCCUCUGUGCAUCCCCCACAUGCAUGUCCAUCACAAGCGAAUGGGCUGCCGCCUAAUCGGGCUGACUGCAGCCUUUAGUCGAAUUUUCACCGCACGUCAUCUGGGGUUGUAACUUGUGAGGCGCUGCCCCUGGUAUGCGGUGGCCCUUCAACGGGCUGUCUCGCGACGCCCGCGUUGUCAAUUGCUGGCCCGAUGACCCGAGAUCUCCAGGAGCGGCCUGGUAGACUACAUCCCUAGAGAGGAGUUGCCACUCUAGGCUGCAGUGGUGAUUGGCGGCAAUACGAAGACAGUCUCCCAGCCCCGUCUCUUGUUUGUGUCUGGUCCCAUCAUGCCCCCAUGUUUGCAGGUGAGAGAAAAAUUCUGAAUUCUGGCAUGCCUCGCGCUAGGUCGAGAGCCCCGCACACUUCGCACCGUGCGAUCGUAUCCAGUUGAUGGCGGAUCAUAUUGGAGGAGGGCGGGGGGUUAGACCCGAAUCCCCGAUGGGUUAACCCCCCACAAAGGUCACAGCCCCAGAUGUGCGAUGUGAAUCUCAAUUUUAGCAGAGACCAUCCAAUCGUGCGGAUGGCAAUUUGGUUGACACAGAGGAAAACCCAAAAAGAUUCACAACUCACGACUCAGCAGGCAGCCCACGUGACGCAUUCCUGAUUAGGAAACACACCGGAGAGUUCACGCGGUUGCUUUUGGUAUUUCUUCAAUUGAUUCUACUCUUCUGCUCGCGUGCCUCACAGUUUCUUUUUGGCCAACCCACUUGAUUACCAAGCGGUCUUUUUAUUUAUUUUCUCAGAUCGGUCUUUUCUUUCCAAGGGACAAGGGGGCUUUUUCUUUUAAGAAUCGAAGAAGCAUGUUCUCUGGCAUGUUCCGCAGGCGGCAGGCCGUUGACCCCGCUGCCGCCGAGUCGCCCGGUUCAUACGAAGUGCCCUUGUACACCAACGCAGCCUACUACCCUAACUGGCGGGUUUACAAGAAACAGCCUCCUUCAUCGCUCCGUCUGGGGUUUAUCUCUCACGUAUUCUACGCCUUUGCUUGGGUCAAAGAUGAUGGCACAAUUUAUCUCAGUGAUGAGUGGGCAGAUACCCAAAUGCCCGUGGACGGCACGGAGGGCUGCCUCCGCGCUUUUGUCCAGUUGAAACAGCAAUACUCUAAGAUGCGGGUCAUCCUCUCUGUUGGUGGUGGUGGCAAAGGGAGUGAGAAUUUCGCAGCUGUUGCUCACAAUCGUUCUUGUGUGGAAACGUUCCUUCGAAGUGCACGAGCAUUGGUGGAUGAGUUUGGGCUGGAUGGUAUUGACGUGGACUGGGAACAUCCUGCAGACCCCAAACAGGGCAAGGAUUACGUUCGUCUGCUGUCCAAGCUGCGCGAAGUUUUGCCUGCCCCACGCUAUGUUCUGACCUCCUGUCUCCCCGCCGGUCAAUGGGCUUUGCGGAAUAUUGAUCUGGCUGCGGCUCAGAUAUAUCUCGACAUGAUAAACCUCAUGGCCUAUGAUUUCUCUGGACCCUGGGAGGCUGAAACCGGCCACCAGGCCCAGCUCUACGGUUCACCCAUCUCAGGUUACUCGGCGGUUGACUAUGUAUUAUCGCAAGGGGUACCCUCACGAAAAAUUAUCCUGGGUGUGCCUGUGUAUGGGCGAUCAUUCCUCGGCAGCAACGGGCCUGGUCAGCGGUAUACUGGUAACGGCGGGGAGGACGGCGUCUUUGAUUAUCGCGAUCUUCCACGCCCUGAAGCUCAAGAAUAUUAUGACAAAGAGGCUGGCGCUGCGUCUUGUGUUGGGCCCGAUGGAGGCUUCGUGACCUACGAUAUUCCCGCGACGGUACAGCAAAAAGCGGAGUUUGUGACUUCUUCGAAACUGGGCGGCUUGUUUUAUUGGCAUAUUUGCUCUGAUGCCCGAGGGCCACGCAGCCUGAUUGAAACCGGGUAUAACACGCUUCAUGAAAUGUAACAUAUUGGGUGGCAUUAGUCGAUUAUUCCAAGAACAAUAACAAAAAGC